UCAAAACAUGUUUCCAUUGUAGAAUGGGUGGCGAUGUAAGGCUAGCUGGUUUUUGUACUGUGUAGGUAGUUUUCGUACUAGCUAACUAACAACGACCUUCUUGAUAGCUACUUACUCUCUGGGUGGUGAAAAAACUUCUGAUACAUGUCUUCUUUUUGGGUGACAUUUUCCUAUCUACAAAGGCCAAAAGGGUCAGAAAUAUCAAUGUGGAGACCAAACUAAAUACUAAUAUGUGGCUUUAUUAUUUCCUGGCGUAUUAAGUUUACAGUGUCAGACUUAAACUAAAUUGUAUUUUACUGAAACAGUGCAAUGGAACCUUCGCGGAAAUACAAGCAAUGCAAUCGGGAUCGAGACGAACAUUUUGACGCUGACACACUGUCUUUGUAGUGCAAACAUUUUGGGAAUAGUUAGGGUUAGAAGAUAAUAAAGAAAUAUGUAUGAGAGAGAAUAAAGGUUGCGCCUUGCCAAAUGCAGUUACACCCAAUUACACUGUGUGUAGUUUAGGUGUGUAAUAGGCAAUUUGACUUGACAAACUUGAGAAACAGCCACUCUGAGAACCACGUUGCUCUUUCACAAAGUAUCAAGGCUCUCCCAUAAUGCUAAGAAUGUAUUUUAUAUAAUAUUAUUGAGCAUAUUGAUAUUCAACAUAUUCAGUAUACAAUUACUGUUUGUAAUGCUAAACUGCUCCACACUUAAUAGCAAUAUGUAAAUCUAACAAGAACACUAUAAUGUCAGGUAUUAAAAAGUAGGAGAACUCUGGGCUCAAGGAACAGAGCCAAAGACAUGCUAACUCUGCAAUCAGCCACACCCACUUUGGAUGACUCCCUCCUUCACUUACUCACUAAUACAUCUGGUCUGCUGUGAGUCACAUUUGGACAAUCCCUAAUCAAAACAUUGGCUGAACGGGUUGGAGAGAGGGAGUGAAAGAGGGGGAGGGUGACACGUGUAUGUAAUGUGAGUGUGUAUGUGGUACUGGAUAUAAAGAUGAGGACACACAGGAGACCGAGGUGUCCACAAACCUUGAUUCAACUCCAGAGUUGCAUAAUAAAAAGGUGACUCAAUGAACGUUUGCAACACUUUCCGCUUCUGUCUAGCAGGUAUAAAGUUGUGAGUUCAAAGAAGCAACUAUUAUGUUCUCAACUCCAUAUUUUCAAGUAAAUUAUAAGUUGUAUUUGUGUGAGUUUGUGUGUGUGAGUCUAUUAACCGUAAAGAAGAGCAGAUUUCCCAAGAGGUUGCUGUGUAGCCAUCUGCUCCACCCACCCUUCACAGCAUCCUUAGCUCUAACCUCCUGACCUAAAGACACUCCAUUGCUGAUCUCUGUCUGAUGCAAUCAUACCACACACACAAAUAUAAACACACAAUCAACAACACUAGGGUUUGCUGCACAGACACACUGACUUAUGUCGAGUAUUUCGGUUUGAGCAUGGGUUUACUGUGUUUAAACAGCAGAUAAACCUAUUCAGACAUAGAAUUGUCUAGGGGAAAAGGCCAAUCUGGCGUAGGUUUACUUUAAUUAACAUAUUUUAGUCGUAUCCCCCUGUCUCAUCGCACUGCAGCAAGUAUGAAAGUUGCAGCACGUGUGAUUGUUAUUGCAGUAUUCUCACUAUUUUAGAGUCUUAGUGCAGUUGCAUUAAAAUGUUUCGUUUAUGUAUUUUCAACCCCCUUGUUGUUGAGCCUUCAUCCUCUCUCUCACUCCCCCCCCCGACUCUCUCUCUCUCUUUAUCUCCCUCCCGUGCACCAUCCAUCGCUUCCCCGGAGUCGACAUUGGGAGCGCUCUAGCACCGAGGGAGUAGUGUGGAAUAUAACCCAGAGAACCGUCCACCGUACAGCGCUCGAGAGCAGGAGACUAAACAACGGACCGUUACCGUAUUCUUUACCAGCCCGAGACUCUUUGUCUUUGACUCUCUCCAAAUGCCAACUGUGCCCGCACUUUAGAAGCGACGGUUAACCCUGUGGAGUUUGAAACCAGCGGCCCAAACAUGCUGCACUAAACCUGUUUGUUUUUCGAUAAAAUAGAAGUAAGGGAAGUUCCGACUCACUUUUCUUUUCCACGUGAGCUGAGGAGAGCAUUUUAUUUUCAAUUUUGGUCUGUCCUUUCUUCCGCUCAUCACUGUCCCUUACUCUUCCCUUCACUCCCCUAGCUUGACUUGACGAGAAGCAUUUUUGUCGUUACGGAGUAAACCUGUUCACCCGGCACCCAUGAAUUCGGAUAUCAAUGUGUACCUCGGCCGGGAGAAAGCGGGCAUCAUGCGGAAGAGAGCUUUACUCCUUAGGAAAGGGUGCAGCUUUGAGAUUACAAGCUCAGCCUCUGAGGACCUGGGCUGUAGGCGUGGUGACUUCAGCCGAAAACACUAUGGCUCCGUCGAACUGCUGAUCUCCAGUGAUGCAGACGGGGCCAUUCAGAGGGCUGGACGCUUUAGAGUGGAGAACGGCUCAUCAGAUGAGACUACGGACUACACUCCAGGAACUUGGAGAAGAACCGAUGUCCAUCUGGAGAACCCAGAAUACCACACCAGAUGGUUCUUCAAAUACUUCCUGGGGAAAGUCCACCAGAACUAUGUGGGUACAGAUGCCGAGAAGAACCCUUUUUACCUGUCUGUGGUUCUGUCAGACCAGAACAACCAACGGGUCCCUCAGUACCGGGCCAUUCUCUGGAGGAAGAGUGGCACCCUGAAAAUCAGUCUGCCCUACAGUCCCACCAAAACACUAUCAGUCAAAUCCAUCCUAAGUGCUAUGAACCUAGACAGGUUUGAAAAAGGGCCCAGGGAGAUACUCAAUCCAGAUAUACAGAAGGACCUCCUGGUGUUAGAGGAACAGGAGGGUUCUGUCAAUUUUAAAUUUGGUGUUCUGUACGCCAAAGAUGGCCAGCUGACAGACGAUGAGAUGUUUAGUAAUGAAAUGGGCAGCGAAAGUUUUGAUAAGUUCCUAAACCUGCUAGGAGACAGCAUAUCCCUACAGGGCUGGGCAGGCUACAGAGGAGGCUUAGACACCAAGAAUGAUACCACAGGAAUGAACUCUAUCUACACAGUGUACCAGGGCCAUGAGCUGAUGUUCCAUGUUUCUACCAUGCUCCCCUACUCUAAGGAGAAUAAGCAGCAGGUGGAGAGGAAGAGACAUAUUGGGAACGACAUAGUCUCCAUCGUAUUCCAGGAGGGAGAUGACGCCUCACCAUCCUUCAAACCGUCCAUGAUUCGCUCCCACUUCACACAUAUUUUUGCAUUGGUCAGAUAUAACAGUCAGAACGACAGUUACAGGUUGAAGAUAUUCUCAGAGGAGAGUGUUCCCCUGUUUGGACCUCCCCUUCCCUCCCCACCUGUGUUUACAGACCACCAGGAAUUCAGGGACUUUUUGCUAGUCAAAUUAAUCAAUGGGGAGAAAGCCACCCUGGACACGCCUACGUUUGCUCAGAAACGUCAGAGGACUCUGGACAUGCUUAUCCGAUCCCUCUACCAGGACCUCAUCCCAGAUCUCCACAAGAACAUGCUGAACAGACGCUCCUUCAGUGACGUGCUCCCAGAGUCGCCCAAGUCCGCACGUAAAAAGGAGGAGGCACGACAGGCUGAGUUUGUCAGAAUAGGACAGGCGUUGAAGCUGAAGACCAUAGUGAGAGGAGACGCCCCCACCAGUUUGGUGACCACAGGCCUGUGUAGGAAGGAGCCCUGGGAGUCCCAGUCUUUCUGCAGUACAUUUCCCCAUGAGACCGUGUGUGCCGACUCCUGGGGUCAGUCACUGCUGGUUGCCACGGAGAUGGCAGGGGUAAUGUUAUUGGACGCACCUGAUCCAAUGCUUGCAAACACCGAACUUCCAGCGGUGCCUCCAGUGCAGGUGUUUGACAAGACCAUGGUGGUCAAGCAGAUGCACAUUCUAGAACCUCAGGACCUGCUCAUCACCCGGGCAGAUAAAGGGAAAGAUGCUCGUCUCUAUGUGUUCAGACUGAGCAUGCUCAAGAGAGGACUGGAGGAGAGGCAGCUGGUCAGGAGCAAGUGUGACAGCCGAGAGAACAAGCUGGAGAAGACUAAAGGCUGUCAUCUCUACUCCAUCAACACACACCACGGGGUGGAAUUGCGCAUCGUGGCGGCCAUAAGGAACAAGCUCCUCCUAAUCACCAGGAAACAGCCACGCCCUGACGGGUUUGGCGCCAUUGCCAUAGGAGCGGACUCACCAGUGGAGGAGUUCCAGUACAUACGGGAAAUCUGCCUCUGUGAUCCCCCAGUCGUCAUGGCGCUGGUUGACGGGCCGACGGGGGAAAAUGACAACAUGAUCUGUGUGGCGUACAAACACCAGUUUGACUUGAUCAAUGAGAGUACUGGAGACGCUUACCGGCUGCACCACGUAGAUGCCAACCGGGUAAACUUCGUGGCAGCCAUCGAUGUGUACGAGGAUGGGGAAGCAGGCCUGCUGCUGUGUUACAACUACAUCUGUUACUACAAGAAGGUGUGUCCAUUCAGUGGCUCCACCCCAAUGAUCCAUUCCAACGUCUCAGACUUCCACUUCAGUUGGAACCAGAUGCCCAACGCCAUCGUUUGUGCGUUCCCCUAUAUCCUGGCCUUCACCACAGACUCCAUCGAAAUCCGACUGGUUGUCAACGGCAAUCUGGUGUACACAGCUGUAGUUCCUGAGCUACAGUUGACUGCAUCCAGGUCGGACAUCUACUUUGUGUCAUCUGCUCCGGUCAACUCCGCCACCAACUGCAGCUCCAGAGACACCAGUUCCCAGAGUUCUCCUCAAACACCCACCGGAUACGAGAUGCCCGUGUUCCCCUCCCCCCUUGGCGAUGAUUCUAUACGGAUUCCGUACGGUACCAAGCUUUCCCUGUACGUGUCUAAGGACGCUGAAGGUGAAACCGCUUGUAAGCAUAUCUUCAAGAUUCCGCUGAGUAACCUGGUGGGUCGCAGCAUCGAGAGGCCUCUCAAGUCCCCGCUGGUCAACAAGGUGGUGACUUCCUCCGCCCCCCUUAGCAUGGUGGCCCCUACCCCCCUCAGCCCCGCCACACACUCCCUCUCGCUGUCUCGCAUGGAGAUCAAGGAGAUUGCCAGCCGCACGCGCAAGGAGCUGCUUGGUCUGACUGAGGAGCCGAGUGGUAAGCCAGACAACAGCACGGUCAAACAGAGGAAGAUGAGCAGGAAAACUACGGAGGAAGAGCCCCGGGCUCGGGCUUUGACGUCAACUAACGAAAGGAUUGGAUCUGAGUCAGCUGACACAGACUCUGAAGUUCAACGGCAUUGCUCCUCUGGCUCAGAGGCGGAGCCAGAGAAAACAGUGCUCGGCGAGGAGACUCCCCCCCUUCUGACCAACCCCUUCACCCUCUCCACCUCCUUCGAAGAAGAUGUCCUGGACCUCAAGUGAAGACAAUCCCAUCAUGCACUUCUUCACCCACCUCAUUCACACAUCUUUGGGCUCAUCCUUUCCUUGUGUGGGUUGGUUUUGCUUGUUGUUAGAUUAUUUUACUUGUUUAUCUCCCUGUUGCUUGCCUCCAGACCCCUUUUACCCUACCAUCAGGCCUGGAGUGUGAAGGUGUGUGUGUUCGUAAGUGUGUGUGUGUGUGCUGUGUGUUGUGUGUGUGAGUGUGUAUCUAACAGCCGCGAACAAACCCAAAGAAAUGAAGAGGUGGCAGGUGUUGACAAUGUCAGGGAAGAGUUCAGUGAGUUUUGCUUAUGGUUUCCCCCAACAAACCAAAACUGAAUGUAAACACACCAAGGCACGAAGACGAACCCUGUGGUUCAAACUCCCUUUCUGUUCCUGCAGCUCCCCGAUUUGCUGCAUAUUAUUAUGUGAUGAUUUCCACUUUCAAAUGUUGUGUAAUAUAUGCAUAGCUAUUCGUACAUCUGUUUAUAUGUUAAGAUGCAUACACAUGGAAAAACAUUGUAUACCUUUAUAGAUAUAUGAGAAAAAUACAAUUAAGUCACUUAUUUAGUAAAUGUAUUGUUUUAUGCUCUACACGUUGGCCUGUCUUGUUUAUUCCUUCAUACAACAAGUAGACAGACUGACAGACAGACAGGUACAAUGAUGCAUAGAUGAUCUGGUAUGCAGGCAGACAGGUGAACCAACAAACUAGUUGACAGACAGUUACGAUGAUGACAAGUAGAGAGAUAGGAUAUUAGGUACUGCAGACAAGAACUGUACAUAGUUGGACAGGUAUGUAGUUAGGGAGACAGACAAGUAGAGGGCCAGCUAGAUAGAGAGACAGGUGGACAGAUGAACCAGAAAGGUAGACAGGUACUUAGAUAGAGAGGCAGACAGGUGGACCGAAAGUGGAAUCUCCCAGAAGUGCCAAUCGUCAGCAUACUCCACAAAACUACAGUUCCUAUGAUGCAACUGCCUCUCCAGACCUACUGGUCCUAUAGCAUUCAUGUCUUGAGGGUUGCACAGGGCAGCAUCCAACCACUGGUAGUGUUAUCACGUCAGCAUUGAUGUUCAUUCUGAAACUCACAAACCCACUACAUGGUCCUAUGUAGCUUGUAUGUAUAAAAAAAACGUCCUCAUAAGGUAUCUAUGUAUUCUCCAUGAAGAUCAAUCUCAGACUUGUGAGUUUGGAAGGUGGAAUACUGAGCUCACCAAGUGCAAUGGGACAGGAGAAAACAGUCAGUGACUAAUGCAUGCACAGCCAGAAGUCAGUUAAAACAGCAUUAAGACACAGCCAUAAUCCAGAAUAACUCUAAUAGCAAAUACAAUAUAACUAACACUGUUGAGAGUCCAUAUGUUGACGACAGGAAAUUAGCGUUGGAACUCUCAUAUUGGCGCAAGUGUCUUAUUUUCUUGCAAAAUGGAACCCCUUUUUGAAAAUGCAUGAACACCCCCUUCUCCCUGAUACUCUCCACUCUCUUUCACCCACUCUUCUCUGUUACUCACUGUGUUUGACUGAGUCAAUGUGCAUCCCCUCAACUAUUACACAACAUAGGGUGUUCAAAAAAAUGAAAAAACGUGAUUUAUUUUUACAAGAAAAGUAUACUUGUUCUUCAAUAUUUUGGUUCCUAUAACAUAUGGGUCAACAGGAGGUUGCUGUCUGAAGAUUUCUAAUACUGCUUAAUCACUUUGAUUGUUACUCCCUUUUUCCUCUCUUUUUGAUUUUGGCCCACCCUCUUCUGUUUUUCUCCUUCCCCUUGACGUUUUCACAGUGGUUUUGUAUCUAAAUCAAUAUUUACUGUUUAGACUGUUGCUGAACCUCUCUGUGAUAUCAAAAUGACAAAAAAAUGACAAAAAAACACCAAGUGUCUUAAAAUAUUGUAUCGCCAUUGUUUUUAAUGCCAAGUACUACUUGUAAAUGUUUGUGUUUAAAAUUGUGGCCUCAAAUGAAACUAAAAUAUUAUUCUAAUUAUUAUUAAUAUUAUUUGAACAAUUAUUUUAAACAAGUGCUGUAGACCACUGCUGUGAGAGUAGUCAUUUCUGUUCAUUGAUAUGUAAUAAAUAUUUAUGGAAUUUGA
Hypomesus transpacificus is the source of this 7421-nucleotide messenger RNA. It is a transcript of the gene garnl3, whose product is annotated as GTPase activating Rap/RanGAP domain like 3. Gene Ontology annotation, cellular component: cytoplasm. The coding region runs from base 2200 to 5346 and encodes 1048 amino acids. NCBI's taxonomy places the organism in Eukaryota, Metazoa, Chordata, Actinopteri, Osmeriformes, Osmeridae. Gene Ontology annotation, molecular function: GTPase activator activity. The record is from RefSeq and is a predicted model, not a curated record. The transcript is spliced from 31 exons. Gene Ontology annotation, biological process: activation of GTPase activity; regulation of small GTPase mediated signal transduction.